AAAUAUACAAGUAGUAAACAAACAAAAAUAUAAGAAAAAUAAAAUUUUAUUUAUAAAAUAAAAGUAAAAAUAAUUAAGAAUUAUUGAAAUAAAAUAUCUGUUAAUUUGCCCAGUUCAAAAAGUGCCUUGAAGUUUGUGUAUUUUAAAACUAAAACUCCAGUUUAUACACGUAUUUAUUUUAAAAUUUUAAAAAUUAAUUAACAUUUGUAUGUUAAAUACGGCUGCUAAUGAAGCGUUAAUGAAAAUCUACGCUAUUUUUUGAACUAAAAUAAUUCAAAAACACACUUAUUAAACUCAAAUAAAAACACUUCAAAAUCUAGAAAAUAACAACAAAUAACUAGACUGAGUGAUACAAAUUAAAAAAAUAUAUAUAAAUAUAAAUAUAUACGCAAAUAAACUAAAGAUUUUAUUUAAAGGAAUAAAAAUAUAAUUUCAAAAUCAGAAGUCAGUUACAAAAUAACAACGAACAAAUAAAGUUGAAGCGAAAUAAAAAAAUAAAAAUAAUAAAAAACGAAAAUAAGCUAAACAUUUAAAACUAAACUAAAAUAAUAAUAAACAUUAUUAAAACAACCUCAAUAUAAACAAAAAAAAAGUAUACAAUUUCAUAAACCAUGUCAGAUUUAACAAUUUUAAGCAAUCAGUCUUCCACUACCGAUCGUUUUGAGUUACAAAAUUUCGAUUUAAUACAAAACUAUUCGGUGUUAAUCAAUAAAUUAGAACAACUGGCAUUGGGUGUUGAUGCCACACUCGACAACAUUGCUGUGGAUCACAAAGCUGUCGAGUUAACUCUGGGCAAUGGUGAUUUGUUGGCUGGUGAUCCCAUAACGGCCAGUCGUGCUGGACCACCUCAUGUUACUUUGGCCCAUGGCCUAGAGGAGGUGGAGUAUUCGCGUGUGGUUAGUGAUAUAUGGAUUGGUGUGAUUUUAACACUUUUAAUAGUGUCUGUGAUAUUCUUUAUAUGCGCCUGCUUUUUGUAUCACAAGUUUCAGCAGUGGAAAAACUCAUAUCGCACAAAUAACAAUGAGAAUAUUGAGAUCUGUCGCAAUUAUCCCCCGAACUUUGAGGCCGAAUCACUGCCCUCUUACACCAUUGUCUCCGGUUUGCCCACUUACGAUGAUGCCAUCGAAGAAUUCCGCAAAGCGGGCAUUAUACUCACCCCACCCAUGCCGGUUAUAAAAAUAUUUGAGGCCAAAGAAACGAAAGAUUCCAGCUACAAUAUCGAUAAUAUUAACGAAGCAGACAAUAUAUCGGUGGCUUCGGUAAAUACCUGCAGCUGUGGAGGUGGUAAUGGUGGCCUUAGUAACAACAAUAGCUCGUCUCAGCAAUUUUUAGCCGGACAACAGGUCACACCUUCCGCCAUUAAUACCCAAUUCAUAGAAUUAUCACCCGAACAAUUGGCUUCCUUGUCCCAGAAACGUUUAUCUUUGCAAAUUGCCUUUCCACCCGCUAUUCGCCGUAAUUCACGGCCCAGAGUUGAUAUGCGCAAUAAUUUGUUGCGUUCUCGUGCUGUAGGCAAUACAGCCGGCUAUGAAGCGAAUUUCCCUCAAAUCCAUCGUUCCUCAUCGGUGUUUUCGCUGGCCAAUGAACGUCAGAAUAUACAAAUGAUGCAGCAUAAUAUGCAGCACAGGGGUUCUUUGUUUUGAAUAAAGCCCGCCCUCAACCUCCCAGUAAACCUGCUGAUAUAUACAAUAUAUAUAUAGAAAAAGUUCCUUUAAUUAUAUUUAAAGGUUUUAAUACAUUUUUUUAGUUUUAAAUAAUAAAUACUUUACCUUAUGACCGUUCUAAGUAUUGUUUAUAGAUUUUGUUUGUGAGUGUGUGUUUUAUUGUUAAUGUUAAAAUAAUUUUAGUUUAAUUUUUAUUGUAAAUACAUAAUUAUAUUUUUACCUCCUUGUUCAAUUUAUCACUGAUUUAUAAAGAAAAAUAUUUCCAUACAAAGUUUGUUUUAUAAACCUUUGAUAAAUUUAUAUAAAUUGAUUAUGAAUAAGGUCUUUAGUUUUAAAAGUUAAUAUAAAAAAAAUAUUCUAAAUAAAAAAAUUUGAACUAAAAACUUAUAAAAAUAAAA
Messenger RNA from Calliphora vicina (urban bluebottle blowfly), 2062 nucleotides. RefSeq names its product comm3 (gene comm3). NCBI's taxonomy places the organism in Eukaryota, Metazoa, Arthropoda, Insecta, Diptera, Calliphoridae. Bases 612 to 1643 code for a protein of 343 amino acids. The record is from RefSeq and is a predicted model, not a curated record. Gene Ontology annotation, biological process: axon guidance. The transcript has 3 exons.